Messenger RNA from Drosophila rhopaloa, 1705 nucleotides. RefSeq names its product transmembrane protease serine 9-like. Gene Ontology annotation, molecular function: serine-type endopeptidase activity. Gene Ontology annotation, biological process: proteolysis. Bases 22 to 1668 code for a protein of 548 amino acids. The transcript is spliced from 2 exons. NCBI's taxonomy places the organism in Eukaryota, Metazoa, Arthropoda, Insecta, Diptera, Drosophilidae. The record is from RefSeq and is a predicted model, not a curated record.
UCUUUUUCACAGCAAACAAGAAUGCGUCGCCAGCACAGAAUCCUUCCAAUCCUGUUCCUUCUCCUGGCUAUCUAUCAGGUCCUGGGCCAGGAUUGUUGGCCCUCAAGUGAAAAAAGGUGCGUGCCGCAUCAUAAGUGCCAGGUUGGAGUACAAUUUCGAGCCUUUACUACUGGAAAUAAUGGGUGCCCUGCCCCGGAAACUUGCUGUCAAAAUAUACAUAUACUUAAUGACGUGUUGGAUAUAAACGUCGAAGAGACGGUUAAUCCCGAAUGCGGACGACCCAACAUCAGAGGCGUAUCCUUCGAAGUGCCGAACAUGGAUGGCUUUGCCCAGGAGUUCGAGUUUCCAUGGAUGGUGGCCUUGCUCGAUACAAGAGGUAAUUACUUGGGUGGUGGCGCCAUUAUCUCUCCCGAGCUGGUCAUCACAGCCAAACACGUACUCGACAACCUAACCGAAGACCAGCUUAUUGUUCGCGCUGGCGAAUGGGACUUAAAAACCAACUCCGAGCAAUUUCCACAUGUUGAUGCUGGAAUCCGGUCGAUCGUUCGUCAUCCUGGCUUCAACAAAAACAACGGGGCCAAUAACGUGGCUCUCUUGUUCCUUCGGACUCCGCUAAAAUUUACCCAACACAUUAAGCCAAUCUGCCUGCCGCCGGAUAAUAGGAACUUCGAUUACUCGCGCUGCAUCUUCAGUGGCUGGGGUAAGAAGUCCUUUAACGACUACUCAUACAUGAACGUCUUGAAGAAGGUGGAGUUACCAAUUGUCAGGAACAAUGUGUGCGAGUAUAAACUUCGUCAAUUCUACGGAAACACAUUCCAGCUCGACAACAGCCUCUUGUGCGCAGGCGGGGAGCUUGGAAAGGACUCUUGCAAGGGCGAUGGUGGCUCUCCGCUGGCUUGUCCCCUGCGAGAAAAUCCCCAAAGGUAUGAGCUGGCCGGCAUUGUAAACUUUGGCGUUGAGUGCGGAAUGCAGGACGUCCCGGCGGUUUAUACCAAUGUGGAAAAAUUUCGUAAUUGGAUUAUCGAUGAGACUAGCAAAAAUGUUAAAGGGGACGAACCCGAACCAGAAAGUGAACCUGAAAACAUACCACCACCUUUUCCUUCUACUAAUUCAAACCGAAACAGACCUGUUCAAGCCACAGAUUUUGGCUGGGUUGCAAAUGAACAGCAAAAUACACCACCACCUAUUUAUUCAGGGGUUCCUGCUUCUUCAAACACAAACAGAUCUCCUGGUUUGGCUUUCCCGGGACAACCAACCUUAACGCAAAACCCGAGAUAUCCACCUAGUGUUCCCAACAGACCUCCUGUUCAAGUCGCAGAUUUUGGCUGGGUUGCAAAUGAACAGCAAAAUACACCACCAUCUAUUUAUUCAGGGGUUCCUGCUUCUUCAAACACAAACAGAUCUCCUGGUUUGGCUUUCCCGGGACAACGAACCUCACCGCAAUACCCGAGAUAUCCACCUAGUGUUCCCCACUCAACGAGACCUCCUGUUCAAGUCGCAGAUUUUGGCUGGAAUGCAGAUGAACAGCAAAGUACUGAAAGGAACAGUAGACCCCCACCAAGGACCAGCACUCAGAAACCGAAAUAUGAGAACGGAAAUGGCAACACCGAUGACGAUUUUUCAGCUGUAUUUUCAACUGAGCGCAGCUUCGACUUAGAGUUAAAUUGAAUAAAUAAUAAUAAAUAAUAAUAAAGUUUCACCAGCA